UUCAAUCACUUCAGGAUGUCGACGAUCUGUUGCUGGCACAAGGUAGCCAAUGGAAGCGUAACCGCCAAGACCGCGAGAGCUUUCUCACCAGUUCUCUUGCUGAUUUCAUCUACGCUGCAUUCUUCAAGAGAAAUAAGGUUCCGGCAGUUGGCGAGGAUAAAGUGGUCUCCUCGGCUGCCUCAUCCUGUCCUUCAAAGAACCUUUUGUUAUCCUCCAGCAGCCUCUUCCCGCCCUGAGGUGGAGACUGUGAUGGAUAGACCCCGACCGGUCCAGGAUCGCCGGAGUAUAAAUACAGCGAUCGCUCGGCACAUAACGUCACUCUCACUUGUUGCAGCUCAGAAACAGUUGUGCUGGAAGCCGCUUGCCAUGAAGAUCCAAUGCUCUGUGUUGCUCCUGGCGGCUUGCUUGGUGGCAGUCACCGCCCGCUCAGGUUAUGAGUUGCCUUAUGGAGUGGAAUUGCUUAGAACACAAAUUAUCAACACAUUCUCGUGUGCCGGGCGCCCCUAUGGUUACUACGCUGAUGUGGACAAUGAUUGUACCGUCUUCCAUGUCUGUUUUCCCGUCAGGGACGAACAGGGCAACCUUCUCGAGGAGGCGCAUUUCUCCUUCAUGUGCGGAAACCAGACCAUCUUCAGUCAGGACACUCUGACGUGCAGCUCGCCGGAGGAGGCCUAUCCAUGCGACCAGGCAGAGAGUCUUUACGAUCUUUCCAACGCUGACUUUGGUCGUAUCCCAGAAAACCCAGAAAAUUUCCUUGAUUCCACAGAGUAGUUUGAUCAACGCCAUGCUGCCACCUUAACCACUCCACUUUUACUAUUUCUUGUUACUUUUUUUUCAGCUCAGAGAAAUAUAUAUAUAUAUAUAUAUAUAUAUAUAUAUAUAUAUAUAUAUAUAUAUAUAUAUAUAUAUAUAUAUAUAUAUAUAUAUAUAUAUAUAUAUAUAUAUAUUUCUCUGGUUAAGCCUCAUGCUGUUUCCAAAUUUUUCGAUUUCCCUCUCUGGUCUUGUAACCACAAUUAGACGCUAUAGCAGCUCAGAUUAGACUAGUAAUAUUGGAUUGACCUGUUAAGUUAGGCUGUUAAGUUUGUCCUAUCAAGUUACCAAGUAAUGUAUCAUGUUGAGCUGCUGCCUCCCAUUUAAUAAAUGAUGAAUUUCAAA
Molecule: messenger RNA, 1155 nt
Organism: Scylla paramamosain (green mud crab)
Lineage: Eukaryota; Metazoa; Arthropoda; Malacostraca; Decapoda; Portunidae
Exons: 5
Coding region: 16-771 (251 amino acids)
Cellular component (GO): extracellular region
Molecular function (GO): chitin binding
Source: RefSeq, a predicted model, not a curated record